Molecule: messenger RNA, 1565 nt
Organism: Coffea eugenioides
Lineage: Eukaryota; Viridiplantae; Streptophyta; Magnoliopsida; Gentianales; Rubiaceae
Product: short integuments 2, mitochondrial
Exons: 8
Coding region: 116-1231 (371 amino acids)
Cellular component (GO): mitochondrion
Molecular function (GO): GTPase activity; GTP binding
Source: RefSeq, a predicted model, not a curated record
ACAGGGUUUAAGCGUUUAGUUGCAGAGAAGCCAUAGCCAGAGCUAGUCAGGGGUUUAAGCUCAGAGAAACAGAGAAAGAGAAGAAAAAAAAAAACAUAAAAAGAAACAAGUAAAAAUGGGAGGAGUGAGAGAUGGGAUAGUGAAGAAAGGGAAAGGAAUUUUAUUGGGACAAAUGGGAUUCAACAAGGGAGGUGGAAACAUCAACUGGUUCCCCGGUCACAUGGCCGCCGCCACUAAAGCAAUCCGCAGCCGCCUUAAGGUCUCCGACUUUGUCAUCGAAGUUCGGGAUGCCCGUAUACCAUUGUCAUCGGCAAAUCAAGAUUUGCAGCCAAUGCUUUCAGGGAAAAGAAGGGUCAUUGCUCUUAACAAGAAGGAUUUGGCCAACCCUAACAUCAUGCAUAGAUGGAUCCGUUAUUUUGAUUCGUGUAAACAAGACUGUCUUGCAAUAAAUGCACACAGCAAAAGUUCAGUUCAACAGCUUCUUGAUCUUGUGGAGUUCAAACUGAAGGAAGUAAUCUCAAGGGAGCCUACUCUGCUUGUAAUGGUGGUUGGUGUUCCAAAUGUUGGCAAGUCAGCCUUAAUCAAUUCAAUCCAUCAAAUUGCAUCCUAUCGCUUUCCAUUGCAGCAUAAGACGAAGCGAGCUACAGUGGGACCAUUGCCUGGAGUUACUCAAGAUAUUGCUGGAUACAAGAUUGCUCAUCAGCCUAGCGUAUAUGUUUUGGACACUCCUGGAGUGCUCGUACCAAGUAUUGCAGACAUAGAGACUGGAUUGAAACUAGCUCUUGCAGGCUCUGUUAAAGAUUCUGUAGUUGGCGAAGAGCGUAUUGCUCAAUACUUGCUAGCAGUUCUAAAUACUCGUGGAACUCCAUUUCAUUGGAAGCCCUUGUUUGGCAGAGUAACUGAGGGAGUCAAACCAGCACAUGAUGUCAAAGAUCUUCUACCAAACAGGAGAAAACCCCAAAAUAACUCUGAUGUGCUUUAUGUUGAGAAUUAUGUUACUGAAGUCAAACGUGUAUUGUACACAACCUUGUCUGAAUUUAAAGGUAGUUUGGAGAGUGAAGGGGACUUGGAGAACCUCAUAGACCAGCAAUUUGAUAUGCUCCAAACUGCGUUAAAGAUACCUCACAAAGCAUCAGAGGCGCGUACAAUGGUAUCUAAGAAAUUCCUUGCUUUGUUUAGAAUGGGAAAACUUGGUCCUUUCAUCCUUGAUGAUGUCCCGGAUAUUUCUUGAGUCUGUUUCUUAUAAACGUUCUUGUAGUAGAUUUUCCAAUUUUAUUGGAUGUCCUCCAAGGGACUCUUGUACUGUUAGAUUUUGGUGCCCCCAUCGUAUACUGUACAUGUAAUUAUUGUUGGCUAGGUACGGUGGAAAUUGUAAUUAUGACACUUACAGAAAGGCUGUUUCUGAGCAAAGUUUCUGUGGAUUCCUCAGAUUUUCUAUUUGCUGUUCAUGAAUUUGUUGUAAAAAUUGUCCUCUGAACCAUGUAGCUAGCCGUGGUUGAGGUUUAACCGAAGCUUGCAUGGUGUGAAAACUAAGAGUCCUGUCAUAUUUGGUUGAAUCACUCCAG